AUGAAGGCUUCUGGCGCGAUCUUCACCUCUCUCCUAGUGCUUUCCUUGGCCUUCAAUGCUGCUGGACAUUCCAAUAAUCCAGGCCAGCUACGUCGCCGACAAGUCAUGCGAACGGCAUCUAUACUGAAUGAUCCCGCACCCCAACCAAAUCUGCCAACUACCCAAGAAGCUCAAUCAGCAGCAGCAUCUGUUGGUUUAAACUUAACUGACGUCCAGGCAGAUAUCUUGGUGGGAAUGAAGAAGAAGAAAGAACUCUUUUUCUUUUUCGGUAUUCAAAACACGACUGACUUUAAGAACAAGCUGGCGACGGAUAUCCACCCUCUCAUUACUUCUACUACCCAAAUAUUGGACGUCACAACCCAGCCUCUAACAGCAGUCAAUCUCGCUUUUUCCCAGUCAGGACUUUCUACACUAGGUAUCACCGACGAUUUAGGCGACCAGUUCUAUUCUCAGGGACAGGAAGCUGAUUCUGCUGCCAUCGGCGAUCCCGGAACUGGGAAUUGGGUGCAAUCGUUUGCAGGAACCUCUGUUCAUGGCGUUUUCUUGCUUGCAUCAGAUACUCUUGAUAAUGUCAACGAUACCCUGUCAGACCUCUUGUCAACUUUGGGCGACUCCAUCGCUGAGCUACAUCGCGUUCAAGGUGAAGCCCGCCCUGGAUCAGAGGAAGGCCACGAACAUUUCGGAUUCAUGGAUGGAAUAAGCCAGCCCGCAGUCAUAGGGUUCACACAAUCACCUCUACCAGGUCAGCUAGCUGUCGAUGCGGGGGAAAUUUUACUGGCCGAGGACGGUGAUAGUACUACUCGUCCGUCUUGGGCUAAAGAUGGCUCGUUCCUGGUCUUCCGUCAGAUGGAGCAGCUGGUUCCAGAGUUCAACAAGUUCUUGUUGGACAACCCGAUUUCUGAGCCGGGUGUUCUCACUCCCGAAGAGGGAUCUGCCUUAUUAGGCGCGCGUAUGAUUGGACGAUGGAAGAGUGGCGCUCCCGUCUAUCUUGCACCCUUGUUCGACGAUCCUACGUUGGCGUCGGAUCCCAUGCAUAACAACAACUUCACCUACCACGAUGAUGAUGCAGACUUUAACAACCAGACGCGCUGCCCGUUUGCCGCUCAUACUAGGAAGACACGCCCUCGCGGAGAUUUCACUCCGGAGGAAACAGCGCAUCACAUCAUUCGCGCUGGUAUUCCCUACGGACCCGAAGUAACUGAUGAUGAAGCAACGUCAAAUACUACCAGUGCUUCUUUGGAACGUGGUCUUGCCUUUGUCGCAUAUCAAUCUAACAUCGGUAACGGCUUCCGGUUUUUGCAACAGUUGUGGGUCAACAACGCAAACUUCCUCCUCCCCAGUACCGGUGUGGAUCCUAUUAUUGGUUCUGCAGGAACCGACCCUUCAUCAAGAAGUCGUCCAAUUACUGGUUUAGAUCCAACAGACCCUAGCCGUGCUAUCACGUUACAGAAUGAUUUCGUUGUCUCGCGGGGAGGAGAGUACUUCUUCUCGCCCUCCAUCUCUGCUAUAUUGAAUACCAUUGCCGCCUAA
Messenger RNA from Desarmillaria tabescens, 1530 nucleotides. Its product is annotated as fungal peroxidase. The record is from RefSeq and is a predicted model, not a curated record. Gene Ontology annotation, cellular component: cytosol. NCBI's taxonomy places the organism in Eukaryota, Fungi, Basidiomycota, Agaricomycetes, Agaricales, Physalacriaceae. Bases 1 to 1530 code for a protein of 509 amino acids. The transcript has 9 exons. Gene Ontology annotation, molecular function: peroxidase activity; heme binding.